Messenger RNA from Pseudomassariella vexata, 1885 nucleotides. RefSeq names its product major facilitator superfamily transporter. Gene Ontology annotation, biological process: transmembrane transport. The record is from RefSeq and is a predicted model, not a curated record. Gene Ontology annotation, cellular component: membrane. Gene Ontology annotation, molecular function: transmembrane transporter activity. Lineage: Eukaryota; Fungi; Ascomycota; Sordariomycetes; Amphisphaeriales; Pseudomassariaceae. The coding region runs from base 183 to 1697 and encodes 504 amino acids. The transcript is spliced from 5 exons.
GCUGCUAUCUGGCAGAUACCCAUCUGAUAGUGAGAUUCCGCUUUCAGAAUGUGAUCAUGAUGAUUAUUUUGUCAAUGAUUUUGAAAAUCCGUAUUUGCUCGUUAUUCUACCCAUUUGCCUCACGAACAUAAUCGUGGGACCGAAGAAACCAAGCUUCACCUGCACUAUCCACUCAAAGCAAAAUGGAUGACCCGCAGAUUCCGUUGUUAACCAGUGACGAACCUCGCCGACCUGAACAUCGGCCGACAUUGUCGGCUUUGUCGGUCGCCUCGAUCAAGAUUAUCAGGGUUCCCAAGGUCCACAGCAGUGACACUAUCGUGUUCCUUCUAUGUGGCAUCAUUUUAGUGGCGUCAACUUCUAGCGGGUUCGCCAGCAUCCCGUUUACGAGGAUCGUAGAGCACAUCCUCUGCCGCCAGUACUACGACCAGGUGAACGUCGAUGGAGGGCCAAUUGACGAGAAAUUCUGCAAGACUGAAAGCAUUCAGUCAAAGAUGGCUUUUAUCUUUGCCAUCGCUGGGAUGCUUGAUUCUGUUGUUGAGUUUUUUGCUGCCUUUCCAUGGGGAAUUGCAGCGGACAGAUUUGGUCGUAAGCCAGUAUUUGCCCUUGGGCUCAUUGGAUUGACCCUGAAUCUGAUAUGGGCGGUUCUGGUGCUCUGGUUUGAUAAGAUAUUCCCCGUUCAGUUGAUGUGGCUAGGUUCUGUAUGCCUGCUUCUUGGGGGUGGCAACGCUGUUCUCCCAGCAGUGUUGUUGACUAUGGUGAGUGACGUGGUACCUGAAGAGAAGAGAGCUGUGGCUUUCCUACGUACACAUGUUGCAUCUUUGGUUGGCAACCUAAUGUCUCCAACUCUCGCGUCACUCAUGAUGCAAAUAACUGGUCCGUGGCCAACGUUAAUGGUCGCAGUGGUCUGUCUGCUUUCAGCCGCUAUUGCGUUUCUCUUCAUCCCGGAGACCAGUAAGUACGAGGACUCUCACACCGAUGAGGGACUAGACCAGCCUGCCAGCUUCAAAGUCCACCUGCAGCACAGCUUCAGCCAUCUGAAAGAGUCUCUGUCAAUCCUGAAGAAUCCAUCGUUGAUUCUGCUCUUACUCACUGCCUUGGGCUCAUUCCCUAUCACACAAGCCGUGCUCCAAUUUAUGGUGCAGUUCGUUUCCAAGAGGUACAACAUUGCAAUCAAAUACACGGGCUAUAUCCAAACUAUAUAUGGCGUCGCCCAGACCCUUCAAGCCCUUGUGGUCAUUCCGUGGAUCUCACGCUGGCUCUUGAAAGACUCGACGCUUUCACCGUUUCAUAUGACAAACGAACACAUAAGAGACCUGACACUCGCACGCUGGUCAUUCGGCAUUAUUGCCGUGGGUGCCCUUAUCCUCGGCGUGGCCCCCAGUCUUGGCUUGUUCGUAUUUGGAUUAAUAGUACUCGCCGUGGGCUCCGCGUAUAAUAGUCUAACUCGGAGUUUGAUGACUCUGUACAUCGACCCAGAACAUCGAUCUCGGCUUUUCAGUGUGGUCGGUAUGAUUGAAGUCGUCGGGGCAUUCUAUUCCAGACCGAUGUUAGCAGGGCUUUUCUCGCUUGGCAUGAAGCUAGGAGGUGGAUGGAUCGGCAUGCCAUACUACGCGCUGGCGAUUUUUUGUGCCACUAUGGUUGUAAUUCUUCUGUUUGUAAGACUUCCUAAGCAGGACGAGUACGUACACGAAGACUGAGCUAUACAUUGAGGCUCGACUCCCUUCAGCCAGAACUGAACAUACACAGAAAGAACUAGUCCAUUUAUUAUCAUUAGUCGCAUCAGUCACGGAACUCAGGAUAAACGAUAGCAUAUUUCCCGAGUUCAUGUGGAAAAGAUUUCACUUGUGUGGUAAACCAACUCUAACUCAUGACUUAAAAUAUCCAC